UUCUCUUUACUCUCUUAAAACUCUCUUCUAGUUUCGCUCUUAGUUGAUGUUUUUCCAUUGCAGUGUAUUUGUAACAAUAAUGUACAAUGACUUACACCACUACCAUGGCUUUAAGCCAGGUUAAGAAUUUCUGAAAACCAACCACACAACAUCAAGUGAUGUUGUGGGCCAAAAAAGAGCGCACCUGUGGCUUAUGUAUUCAGUCUUGGUAGGAGAGCUAAAGAGUUAACAACUUAAAGCCGGGUUAUUUCGUUAUAAAGCGGGUAGAUGCGGUAUGAAACGCUAACAAGAAAUGUAUAACAACAAACUAAAAACAUAUCAAUAAAGUGUGGAGUAAAAGCAAAACAAUUAAAGCAGAGUUUUAGAUAAAAAAAAAAUUGUUGUGUUGAUUGAAAAACCAAAGAGCUGUAGGAAACUAAACGACGAAUUGUAAAAAUAGAAAGAUAAAAAAAAAAAAAACAAGGAAGAAAAAUAGUGAGGGGACAAACAAACAAAGUGAUGUAAUUCAAAUGAGAAGAAAAACUUGCAAAAAUAUUCAAAAAUAAUAAUACGAAAUUAUUGAAUGUUAUAAUUAAUAAAUAUGCAAAACUUAUAUAAAAAUUACUAAAGACGUUUUAUAAAAUCUAUAAUUAAAUCAGCAUUUUGAACUGAAUAAUCUCAUCGUAGUGAUAUGCAUUUGCAUUAAAUGAGAGUGUAAAAAUUAGUUUGUAAUCAAUACCUAUAUAGACAUUGAACUGUUCGCGAUCAUUGGAAAGCUAAAAGAAAACAUUUUUUAACCGACCAUCCUUUUGAACCUACCAAAGUUUAAAUGUUUAACACAAUGCGCGAGGAUGACAUUGAAUUUGCCAUCAAAGUUGUGAUUGUUGGCAAUGGCGGUGUCGGCAAAUCGUCCAUGAUUCAACGCUACUGCAAGGGUAUCUUCACAAAGGACUAUAAAAAGACCAUUGGUGUGGAUUUUCUGGAACGACAAAUCGAAAUCGAUGGCGAAGAUGUGCGAAUCAUGCUAUGGGAUACAGCUGGUCAAGAAGAAUUCGAUGCCAUUACAAAAGCAUAUUAUCGUGGUGCUCAGGCCUGCGUCCUAACAUUUUCCACAACAGACCGGGCCUCGUUUGAGGCCAUACGCGAAUGGAAGCGUAAGGUGGAAAACGAAUGUCAAGAAAUACCCACAGUUAUUGUACAGAACAAAAUCGAUCUCAUCGAUCAGGCUGUCGUAACAGCUGAUGAAGUGGAGACCUUGGCGCAACAAUUGAAUUGCCGUCUGAUAAGGACCUCGGUGAAGGAAGAUGUUAAUGUGGCAUCGGUAUUUCGUUAUUUGGCCACCAAGUGUCACCAGCUAAGUCAAGCAUCCUACAUGGAACAAAACCAACAGUCGCAAGUUAAUGGUGGUUCAUCAUACAACCAUCACGAAAGUCACAAGACCAUAAGUGCGUUUAGUCCCACAUACACAAAGGCCAAGUCGACACCGGGCACCAUAAAACUGCAAAAAAGCUCAACAGCACGAAAGCGAAAAAUAAUAUUAAAAAAAUGUGGCAUAGUAUGAAAUACAUCAUUGCCAUAACAUGGCAGCGCCCAACAGGCAGGCAGGCAGGCAUUGCUCUAGCCUUUACUACCACUACUACUACUAUGAAUAACUUCACCAAAAAAGCAAAAAAAACAAAAAAACGAACACAUAAACCAUCUAACCAACUAUUCCAUUUAGCGGACCACCGGCCAUCUGAUGUCUGAUGAUGAAAGCAGUCAAAAUCUCCAAGUAGUUUUCAUUAAAUUCACAUUAAAACAUUGAUUAAUCGCAAAAACAACACUUGUACGGCUUAUACAUCACGUUCUUUUUAUCAAGAAAUUACUGGAGCGUAGUCAACACCACCUAUCUUCCAAAAAAAAAAAAUAUUCGUUAAUUAGAUGAAAAUAAACCUAAACAACAAUUUAAGCCAGACAGCCAAAUGAUAAAGCCUGUUAAUUACAUUAUUUUGGAAAUCGUUUUCAAAACUUAAAACGAUAACCGUAAUACUCAUUCCCUUACCAGUGAAGUGCAGCGGAAUAGUAGGUGUACACUAUUUUUGUAAUACUCAGAACAUGAUCCUUAUGUUAGUCAAAAAGAAAAUAAUAACGAAGAGAACACAAUGAGCUCGGCGUAUAAGUGAUAGAGCAGAGUCAGUAAGGAGAUGCGCAUCAUAAAUAAAAAUAUGGGAGUGUGUACACAUUGUCGAUCAUCUUGUUUUAUUUCUCUGUAAGAGAAUGUACGACAUUUAUUAUCUAUAAUCUAAGUUAUGAGUUUUAUUAAAACAACUUUUAUGUAAAUAUAACAUUUAGACUAACAAAUCCACUCAAUUUCAGAUGUCAAUUUCAUAGUAUAUGCGUCACGUAAAUUGUAUUUAUAAAUUCAGUGAAUAUUUAUUGACGUAUAUGACGUAUGACUUACUUUAAUGCAGUAGAAAAACAUAUGUUGUGUCUAGUCAUGGUAGAAGAAUACAGGUAGUAGCAUCGAUACAGCUACUGGGACAAUGAAUUAUCAAACCAAUUUUGAAAUUGAAAAUUUUGAAUGAAAAAUUAUUAAAAUUUGUAAAAAUUGUUGAAAAAUACAUAUUAUAACUGCCUCCGAUUGGUGUCGUAUAAGAACACAUAUAAAUUUCUACUUAGUUUCGAAAAAAAAACAACAUUUUUAAUUUUUAACAUACCAAUGUUCCCAAACGUUGACGCAUCUACCUGUAUUCUUCUGCCAUGAAUCCAGUACUGCAAGGAUGUAAAACUUUUUUACUACGAUAAAUAAUUUUUUCUUCAUGAUAUUUGAAAAAAAAUGCAAAACUAUAAAAUUUUUGCAGGUUCUGGAACAGAGCAUAUAUGUAUAUACAUUUUGAAAAAUUGUUAACAAGAAAAUCUUGAUAAAUACACCAUUGCUAUAUACAUUUAAUUUUUUUCGAACAAAAUGCUAUUUGUCAUCAAUUGUAUUCGUAAAAUAUUAAUUGAAUAAUAAUAAUGUGACUGGAUUCUUGUUCUAUGAAAAUAUCCAUUGCAAAACUCAUUUACCACCACGCAGUGGGAUAAUAUACCUCUAUAAAUGAGUUUAGCCAUCUGACUUUGCAAAAGACGAGUAGAGAGUUCAUGUUUUAUUGUUGACAUUUUCUGUCUUUGAAAAAUGCCAAACAGUUAUACUAUUUAUAUGGAAGCAAUUUGUCUUGUGUAAACGUCAUACUAUAAUUUGGUAAAGCAGAAAAUCAAAAGUUAUUUUAUGCAAUUCGCUAACUAACUUAUUUUUGUUUAUCUAAGGCCAGAUUACACAAUAUGAUAGAGUCAUAUGUAAAGUGACAUUUUCACACAUUAAAUUUAAGUUCUUAAUGGCACCCUUUUACCCUUAAAAACCAUUUUUAUAUUCUUGUAUACAAUACUAGAAUAUUCUUCUACCAUGACUAUAUCAUAUAAUUAAACCAUGUUUACACCAUGGUAAAAUAAAUAAGAUAAAGACAUUAAAAAUAAGCAUAUCCAUGCCUGCAUUUUUUGUAAUUUACCUUGUCAAAUUUCCAUUUUGACAAUUUUUACUCUAUACUUAUGUAAUUAAUGUAUUUCUGAUACUAUGCUAAAAGCAAUUCUUAUUAAUUUAAAAUUUUUUUAAAGCUUCAGGCUAUAAAAAGUCAAAAAAAUAAAUUUAGAAAAUGUCGCUUUACAUAUGACUUUAACAUAAUGUAUAAUAUGAACCUUGUAAAUGUAAACGUGGCUUUAUAUUGUAUAAUUAAAAUAAAUCAUGAUCUGCCCUUUUUUCAUAUGAUGUAUAUUGGCCGCAGAAUAAGGAUAUUUGGACCUAUAAUAAAAUAUGGAUCCCGUUAUAACAAGGUCACCAAAUAAAAGUUCAUUUUUAUCAUCCGUAGUGUGAACACAGUGUUAGAGUGCAAAGCUGAUUGUAAAGCCAAGUUAAGACUCUGUUAGACGCAUGGUAGAAGAAUAUAGGUAGACGCAUCGACUCAGCUGCUGGGACAAUGAACUGUCAAACCAAUUUUGGAAUUGAAAAUGUUGAAUGAAAAAUUAUUGAAAUUUGUAAAAAUUGUUGAAAAUACAUAUCAUUACAACCUCUGAUUUGCGUCGUAUAAGAAAACCUAUAAAGAUAUACUUAUUUUCGACAAUAAUUGUUGACAUAUGAAUGUUCCCAAGCGUUGAUGCAUCUACCUAUAUUCUUCUACCAUGGUUAGACGAAAUGUUUUUUACAUGUUUUCGAUCACAGCACGUCCUAUUUUCAUCGGAAAAUUAUAAUUUAAUCAAUAGUUUUAUUUGUUUCUUGUAUAAAAAUAUAUAUAACGAAAUAUGCGACAAAAAUUCAUGUAAAAUAUUAAGUUCUUUUAUAUAAAAUAUAAUAUAUUCACAAUGUAGUCAAAAAAUAUGGAAAAACGAAUCAUAUGUAAAAUUGCAAUGGAUAAUGAAAGUCACAGCACACAUUUAAAACGCAUUCCGUCUGGUAGUCUCUUUACCUUGCACACUAAUUGUAAAAGUCUAGUUUACACUUGAUAUUAGUGUUUUAUGUUCAGUUGCUUUUUUAUACACAUUAGCAUUUUCUUUAUGUAUGUUUCUGAACUUUUCAGAUGAGGUAUGGCAUAAAUACCAUUAAAUAUUUGAAAAUGUUUACCUUAAUUGUCCAUUUUCUUACAUAUUCUUUAAUUUUAUAUCUUCAUUAAGCUGGAAAUACAUAAAGAGCAUAUUUGUCUGGCUUAAGUCAUCGGCUGGCUUCUUUUUUUUUUUUUUGAUUCUCUUUCUCCUUCUUCGUCAUGGUUGGCAGGUACCCGAAGUACACAUAUGCCAAAUUACUAGGUUAUUGAUUACUUAAUAAUCGUAUUCUUUGUUUUGUUUAUGUUUCUGCUAUCUCACAGAGAAAAUCAGAGUUGAAGAUUGCAUUUGUGAAUGAAGUUUGACAGUUCGACGAAGUUUUCUGGCGAGAAGGUUUUUAAAAUUGAUGGUAAGUCCUUGUACCUUUCGAAGAUUUUAAAUUGUUUCCUUUCGUUACAGAAUUUUGGGCAAUGAAAAAUUUGGUGAUCCUCACUUUCAGUGAUUCCACAAAGUGUGCAGAUGUCCGAGGCCUCGACUUUAAUGCGAUCUUUAUAUUACCAGGUGACAUCUUUGAGCCAGUGAACCAGUAUGAUUUUGGUGGUGUGUUGAAGAAUUGUGAAAAAUGAUCAUAAAUGGCAGAGUAUGCGUCUGUAAUUGAAGCAUUGGUGGUGAUUAUACAGCCAGCUGUGGCUGCGUGUUUGGCGAAAUAAUCUGCGAGUUCGUUUGCUGGUAUACCAAUAUGCGAGGGAGUCCAUAUGAAAAUAAGAGAUUACCGCACAACCUGUACUACUGUCUGUGACUGAUGCAUCAGUUGACCAUAUGGAAUGACCCUGGUUUUUUAAACAGACUAGUUUUUCUUGAAGAAUUGCUCUAAAAAAUUCAUUGGACUUGGAGUAUUUUACUGCCUUAAAGAGAUCAUCUAAAAAGCUUAUUUUCUUUGAAGGUGUCCUUUUUUGAUUUACCAUAGUUCGGUCAAGGAUGUGUUUAAAUUUGUUGUAGAUAAAACCCAAACUUGUUUUUACAGAGGAAUCUGUGGUGAUGCAGUUGUACAGUGUAUUGUUAUACAUUUUGAAUUUUAUUAGUUCUUUAGCUGCAAGAUACUGAGAACGUUGUUCAGGAGGAAGCAUAACAGCCAGUGCAUAGAUGUUGUGUAUUGGUGUGGAAGGGGUAAGUCCAAGGCUUCUUCUAAGCAUUUGAUUUUGAAAGCUAGUUAGCUUUUUGUUGAGAUAUUGUGGCAUGUGG
Messenger RNA from Musca domestica (house fly), 5769 nucleotides. RefSeq names its product ras-related protein Rab-23 (gene Rab23). The record is from RefSeq and is a predicted model, not a curated record. NCBI's taxonomy places the organism in Eukaryota, Metazoa, Arthropoda, Insecta, Diptera, Muscidae. The transcript is spliced from 6 exons. Bases 809 to 1540 code for a protein of 243 amino acids. Gene Ontology annotation, molecular function: GTP binding; GTPase activity.